Molecule: messenger RNA, 3876 nt
Organism: Trematomus bernacchii (emerald rockcod)
Lineage: Eukaryota; Metazoa; Chordata; Actinopteri; Perciformes; Nototheniidae
Gene: ism2b
Product: isthmin 2b
Exons: 6
Coding region: 550-1974 (474 amino acids)
Source: RefSeq, a predicted model, not a curated record
CGCACACAAACACAUCCACUCGAACCUGCGGAUGAACUUCAUCUGGAUAAUGGAUUAACGCAUCAGACAGAUAGCAAAAAACAACGCACAGCAACUCCAGAUGUCAAUGUAUUGGAAGAAAACACCCAUCCACCCACCCACGAUGGAGUGACUCACAGUUUUAAGUAGUUGAAUAAGCGAGCGCCGGUGCGGACGGAUAGAUUCUGCGUGGGGUAUUUCACUUCUUUCUGGUACUUAAAACUCGACCAACUGUGGGUUUUAUGGGGAAGGGAAGCGUUGGGCUCGAGCCGCCAUACGGACUGACAGUUGCUGCACGAGGCGCUGGUGCCAGAUAUGGAUAGCGAGCGCGAUACCUCCGGACGCUGGUGCGCAUCUUCAUAAAGUGCGACACUUCCACACUGACGAGGCCAAAAACUUCAUUUGUCCCGAGUCAAGGUUGCUGACAAACGGAGGCUGAGCAAGAAGAACUUAAUUUCUCCCUGCUUUUUAGGGAGGAUAGUUUAAGAAAAAGUAGGCUACUUUUGCAAAUCUACACAGGAAGCUUUGAAGAUGCUUCCAGGGGUCGCGAGGAGAUUUCACACGCUGCUCGUGAUUUGGUCGAUACUUCUCGUGAGUUUGGGGACCGGGUUUCCUACCAGACACAAGAAUGUUGCCCACAAAGCGCAUGGCCACCAUAUUCACAGUGCCGGGGUCCAAUAUGUCCCUGAGACUUUGGAGCAGCAGAACCAGGUCCAGAGUAUCCUGCCUGAGCCCCAUGGCCCCCAGAGGAGGUGGACCCACCCCCACCACCGCUCUGUUGGUGUUCUCCCACAGCCGGAGCCUGAGGAGGAGACCAAUCCCUUCAUUCUGGAUCUCAAGAACUUCCCAGACCUGGCAAAUGCUGAAAUAAACUCGCAGAACCCAAACAUACAGGUAACCAUUGAGGUGGUGGACGACCCCCAGAUGGAGGUAGAGAUGGAUCUGGCCAAGGAAAAAGAAUGGCUCCCCUCCUCUUCCUCCUCACCGUCUUCCACGGUGGAUUGGCUCGGAGGCAAGAAGCUUUUCUGGCCCCUUUUCUGGAGUUACACUGACGCCGACUCCGGCGAGGAAAGCAACAGCCGCUCAGGGGCGGACGAAAAUGGUGAGGAAGAGGAGGAGGAGGGGGAUUACUCUCUGGAUUACGGAAGCGAGGAGCCCUUACCAAGCGGAGUGGGCGAAGACUGGGAUACGCAUUGGAACGAAGGCUGGGAUCCAAUACAGAGCUACUACGAGAAGGAAACAGAUGAGUGGACUCCCUGGUCUCCCUGUUCAGUGACAUGUGGAAACGGUGAGAGGAAAAGGACCAAGUCCUGUGGCUACUCUUGCACCCUGACAGAAGCCUCCAAGUGUGACCUGGAGCCUUGUCCCGGUGAUGUCAACACUGUAGUAGAGCCAUUCCCUUUCGCAAUGGAGAAUGGCACAGAGCCAUUUGGAACAGAUGUGGACAGCUGCGAGAAGUGGCUCAACUGUAAGAGUGACUUCCUCCAGAGGUACCUCCACCAGGUGAUGUCUGAGCUGCCCAGCUGCCCCUGCACUUACCCCUCUGAAGUGUCUUACACCGUGGUCAGCGUCUACGAUGACAAUCACGGCCGGCCAUUCCGCUGGCGUGAUGCCAGUGGCCCCAAGGAGCGCAUGGACAUCUACAAGCCGUCAGCGCGUAGCUGCAUCCGCUCAGCACUUUCAAGCGAUUCAUCCACUCUAGCAGCGCAGCACUGUUGCUACGGCGAUCGUGGACGGCUGAUAACACGAGGGAAAGGCGCAGGCACGCCUAACCUGAUCAGCACCGAGUUCUCUCCCGAGCUGCACUUCAAGGUGGACGUGCUGCCGUGGAUCCUGUGCAAGGGAGACUGGAGUCGCUUCCACGCGGUGCGGCCACCUAACAAUGGGUUGAGCUGCCCAGAAAACCCCCACGAAGACGUGUUCAUGAAUGAACUGGAGGAAGCCAGGGAGUACUGAGGGACCACAGCCAAAACUACCACUUCAGUGUCAGAGGGCCCAAUCCUAAUUUGAGAGGAGACAGCCUUUUAAAAAUUAUGAAAUAUUACACCUAAACCAUGCGUUGACUCAGAGGAAAUGUGAUUUGGAGGUGUGUGGGGUUUAGGUGUGUGUGUGAAGUGUGGUUGUCUCAAGUUAGGAUUUGGCACAGUUUCCUGAUAUCAGGCUCAAUGGAACUAAAUUACAAGAAUUGAAAAAAAAAAGCAGUGUUCUCCCAUCGCUUGCCAACCUGUUCCACAUCUGGGAUACCAUCCAGCUCUCUCUUUAUAUUCACUCUCCUGGGUGCGUGUAAGCAUGAUGUCCACCUACUGGCUUUGUUUGAUAGUGUCCUGGAGCGCUUGUGAUUGACAAUUCGCAACAUGUGGUAAACAUCCUGAUCAUGCUUCUUGUAAGUCUUAUGUUAGGGAAAUGUAUGAAUGUGGGUUGGUUAUAUUGAUGAAACAAACACAUGCAUGGGAAGAGUCCAACAGAAUAUGAAUAUCCCGACUAUGCUGCUACAUUAUAUAAUCCAUCAGGUUUUUACAAAGGUAUUAUGGGGAACAAGACAACAGGACAUCAAUAAACCCAAGAAUUCUCACAGUAAUGUACAAUGGACACAAAAUUAUGAGAAUACUUUAUCUCAAAAGUUUCGUCACACAGAUUGAUUGAUUGAUUGAUUUAUGCGAUUUCUCACAUUUUCACAGCCGGGAAGAUAAUAUGAUCCGGGUGCCAAAGAGUUAAAAAAUCAGACUGUUGGUGCCUGCGUAGAUCCAGCCUCCUAAGUCUCUACAGUGCAAAUGUAGGAAGAAAUUAAGUUCUAGAGUGAGUACAUGAUGCUCAUAGAUCUCUACGAUGUUCUCAGGGGGACUAUCAAACCAUGAUUAACACAUCUGUUCAUUUACCUCGACAACGGAGCACUAUUGGAACUACUGCAAAGUGUAUUAGGGUAAAGAUUAGUCGCAGAGUAUCAGAUUUCUAAUCCAUGCUUUUUGUUCAGUUUCAAAAAGCAGUAAGGAACCUUAUAACUGAAAAAGCUGUUAAAGCAUUAUGUGUGAUAGAAGGAUGUCAUUGCUGCUUAAGAUGUGGGCUUAGGGUCUUUGGGUUUAUAGACAGAACAUGAUUGGAUAGAAAGGACAUUCCUAUAGACUUUGAGUAAAUACCCUAUAAGAUAUAGUGCAAAUGAUUGAUUAUAACAACAGUUUUAGCAUUGUAGCUAUAAUAAAACUCAGCACCUUACUCAAAUACUUAGUAUAAAUAUCAAAUAAACAUAGAAAUACCUUAGAGCGCCAGGAAUCGCCCAUUCUAUCCAGUCUCAUUCUAUGGAUGUUCGCUCCAAACCUUUUUUCAGGAAUUCUGCUUCAAUAUGUGAUAUGCAAACACGCAUUUACAUUUUGGAAUCACCAAUUUUAAAGGAAGGCACUUUAUUUAAAGUAUAUAUAAAUAUAUACAAAAUAUAUAUCAAAAUGUACUCGUGUUUGCCAUUUGUUGUUGAUAGUGUUAUUGUGAAGGAAAACUCGCCAGAAAUGCUGCAUUGUUCUUUGAAAGUGCAUAUAUCAAGUGUUCUGUUGAGGAAAGCAUGAUUUCUUUUUUGUGAUUUCUGAAUCUAGUAUUACAUAUAUGGUGUUGUACAGUAUUUAUUUGUCUGUUCUCUCUUUUUUUAAGUUUGCUGAAGCUUUUGAAAUGUCUCUUUACUCAACAUGGUGCACUAAUCUGACUGAGAAAUGAAGGCACCCAUUAUCAAAAGGGAAACCCACUUGCCUCAUAUCACUUCAUACAGCAACAUCAAGUGUUUCAUUCUACUUUGUACUGCAGUGCUCUAUGAAUAUGUUGUUGCAAUUAUGCUGAAGAAAUAUAUAAAGACCUUGCAUUCAUCAUCUGACUUUC